Entamoeba invadens IP1 is the source of this 2490-nucleotide messenger RNA. RefSeq lists its product as hypothetical. The record is from RefSeq and is a predicted model, not a curated record. NCBI's taxonomy places the organism in Eukaryota, Evosea, Mastigamoebida, Endamoebidae. Bases 1 to 2490 code for a protein of 829 amino acids. The transcript has a single exon.
AUGUCACGCCUUGAAAAAGUCUUUCUAAUGAACGUCUCUCUUUAUAUAAACACAGUCGAGUCAAUCAGAAAUUUUAUGAUGGUUAACAAACAGUGUCUUGAAGCGAUUAAAAUGCUUCACAUCAAUUCAUACAUCGACGUUUCGUCUUACGUUUUUUCUUGUGAGAUUUCUUCAUCACAAACAUUUUACUCUCACAUCGCUGACUUCAUUUUCAGAGUGUUUGAGAACAUCGAAACACUCCAGUGUUGUGCUUAUAUGUUAGAAAACUGUUCUUUUGAGAAGUACAACGACAGAAUCCAAAGCAUUGUUAUCGUUAAAACCGCACAAAACAAAUUUAGUUUCAAACAACACAGACAUAUGCCGAGUUGCGUGUUACCAAAGAUAAAAAGCGUCUUUAUAGAUCCAUUUAAUUUCUUUAGAUUAAGAGUUGAUCAAUUAACGAAUCUAAAAAUAGUAAGUCUCUGUGCGUGGAAACUACCGAAGUAUGUUCUAAGAGAUGUUUAUGAGAGCAACUCCGUUACAACUGCCUCAUUUUGGCGCUGUGCAAUUCCAGAGUUCUUACUCAAAAUAUGUCGGCAAAUCGAACUCCGCAAAUCAAAGUUUAUGAAAGAAAUUGAGACCACUACAGUCAUUGAAAGCACAGUAUUGACUAAAGUGUAUACAACAGAUUUGUCUCAAGCAGUUGUAGAACUGAGAAAGAACAACGUCAAAGUGCUCAAUUUUUCAAGUCCACAAAUGUUAAGUAAAGAAGAACAAAUUGUGUUGGGCGACGACAGAUAUAGUGGAGAAGUCUUUGUGACGACGUCAAAAGCAUUACUGGAAGACAGAGUUUAUGUGAAAAAGUAUUAUAACAAUGAGAAGUACAAUAUCGACAAAUUUGAUGAUAAAAUAACACAGCAAAUUGUUGGUGAAAAGUGUGAAUUAAAUACCAACAAAAAACAAGGCAAAAAGCCGUAUUUGGGGUUUACAUUGACAUUACACUCGCCGUUGGUGUUGGUUGAAAAUGGUGUGAGAGAGAUAGUUAUAUUGUCGCGACGAUCUGUGUGUGUCAAUUUAUCCAAAUUACAACAUGUGACAAUCCGUCUAAUUUAUUGUUCGUCUUUCACAAUUUCAAAUUCGAAUGACAUUCUUUGUGAUUUCAAGUGUGUGACAAUUGCACAUCUGAACAAGUUAGUAAAUGGAAUUGUUGAAAUUGGCGAUUAUUGUGAGUCUUUGGUGAUCCACUCAGAGUGCAAAAAUUGCUCUGUUACUUCAGCAAACCACACAAACAGCAAUUUGAUGCCAAAAAUCACAAAAAUUGAAAUGAACUUUUGUGAAAAUGUGAACAUCGAAAAGCUCGACAUUGGAGAAGUGUUUUGUUCACACGUGAAAACUUCGAAAAUUGAGAAUUGUGUCAUUGGUCACGUUACAUUUAGAAAUUGCACCGAGUGCGAAUUUCUUCGCACAAAUUGCCCAAAAAGGGAGUGUAACAAAAUUACAUUCACGUCACAAAAAAAUGAAAAAAAGUGCAGACGCCUUUAUUCAUUAAAGUCCUCAACAACCCACGACGAAUUCACAAACAACGUUAACUGCAGGUUUGUGUGCUUCUUAAACGGGAAAACUUCUAUAUCAGAAAACGAACUUUCGCAAUUCCAGAAUGCCGAAAUACAACAACAAAAGAACUUGUUUGUAAUGGCAAAAAGAGUCGUCUUUGUUGGGAAAAAAGUAAAAAAGUUGCACUUUGACAGAUUGCCACCAAAUGACCAAUUCAAAAAGUUUAACAUCACAUUUGAUCGAUUUUUUGUGGGUGAAAAAAUUGAAAUUAAUUCUGCAAAAUCAGUGAAGUACAAAAACGGUGAUGUAAAAGAUUAUUAUUACGGCCCAUCAAUACUUUCUAAUGUGAAAGUCAAACAUUGCAAAAACGCGAAUUUGUAUUUCAAAAACAACGAAUUGGUGGUCGAUAAAGUCAGUGGCAUCGUGACAAGAAAGUUUCUUGUGUCAAACAAAUGUUUUUAUGCAAAAGACAAUGAGAAAAAGACACUCUUUGACUGCGAUUGUGCCAUUUUCGAUGUGAGAACAAACUCCGAUGUGUUCGAUUUGUCAAUGUAUGAAGGCAAAAAGGUUGUAAUUACAAAUAUCAAAAAACAUGUCAUUUCGUGUAAAAAACUUGUGUUGAGUGAUAAAGUCGAAGAGUUGGAACUCCAAGAAAUUCAAUUUGAAGAAGUCGAAGGAACUGGUCUGAAGAAAGCGAGAAAUUUGAAUGGAAAAAUCGUGAAGACAAUUUUGUGUGAGAAGUGUGAAAAGGUGUUCAGGAAGAAAUGUGAGGAAAUUGUAUGCUCGGACAACGUCGAAAAAGUUGUGAUUGGAAAUUGCAAAAAGUUGGUGAAAAUCAUUUUGUCUGAAAACACAAAGAUACUACACAUCCAAAACUGCCCUAAAUUAACUCAUAUUGAGGGUAUCAAACAAGUUGCAACUCUCACCAUUAAAAAUUGUGAAAAAUACAUUCAUUAA